GAACUCCACAUCCACAGGGACUCACUGUAGACACCCUGCUGCUGUCAGGUUGGGGUUGGCCUCAACUUUAUGUGUGACAGAGAGAUUUCAUCCUCAGGAAUGCUAAUGCAGAAACCCCAAAUCCUGCUCUGUGUUAAUACCCCUGCUUUACUUGUAUGAUAACAACAAGCUGACUGAUUGGUCAGAGGGGUUGAGUGGCAGCCAGAGGUGUUUCAGCGAUGGGCAAGAAGUUAGAUCUGUCGGGGCUAACGGACAAUGAGGCGGAGCAUGUGCUGCAGGUGGUGCAGAGGGACAUGAGGCUACGCAAGAAGGAGGAGGAACGCCUCAGUGAACUGAAGCUGGAGCUGGAUGAGGAGGGCAGUCGCAGCCUCCUGCUGUCACGGCAGAGAUGCUUUAACCAGCGCUGCUGCAUCCGCUGCUGCUCGCCCUUCACCUUCCUGCUCAACACAAAGCGCCAGUGCCACGACUGCCACUACAACGUCUGCAAGGCCUGCCGGGUCUACAACAAGCAAGACAAAGCCUGGCUCUGCUCUGCCUGCCAGAAGAGCAGGUUGUUGAAGACACAGUCACUGGACUGGUUCUACACUGAUGUGAAGACGCGCUUUAAGAGAUUCGGCAGCGCCAAAGUGCUGAAGACUCUUUACAGGAAGCACCUGGCAGAGCACAGCGCGCUUUCAGAGCUUACUGAGGGCAGCACCUACGAGGAGAGUAUCUGCAAUGAGGGCAGCGUCUGUGGGAGUGACUCAACCUUCUACAGACAAAGUCAAGAGCACAGCAUGGCAGAGACACUUACUGUGGCAUUGCGGGUGGCAGAGGAAGCUGUAGAUGAGGCCAUUUCCAAGGCUGAGUCCAACACUCCCAAUCAGGAGAAGCAGAAUGAGGCUCACUAUCUGCGGGAGCACAGAGGAGAGCUCAUUGAGGAACUAACAAAAACUAUUGUGCAAAAAAUUAUUAGUACGAGGAAGACUUUGGCUCAGAUGAGAGCAGAAUAUGACCAGGCUUGGCCACUUGAACACAACACUGACCUUUAUCAUCAGUUCAACUGUGAUCAAGCCUCCAGCUCCCUUAAACACCAACCAGGCCUCUGGAGGUCACACUCUGCCUUCUCCCUGUUGGACAAUGACCCUCCAGGUCUGAUGCAAGACUCCUCACAGGCGCUAAAGAAGGACGGAGGUGGAUCAGCUAUGUCAACGUGGAAGAGUGUAGACCGGCUAGACAACACUGGUUUGUCCUCAGUGCUGAAGAGCCCAGACGGGAACUGGAUCGCCCUGCAGAGCGCUCAGCUGCCUCGUCCCAAACUGCUAACCAGAAGGAAGAGCCUGGUCUUCAGUGCCUUGGAGAGGGAGUCUGAAGUGGUGUCCGCCUACGAAGGGAUGGGCUCUGACCUUGAAACCAAACCCGAACCUGACAGAUCUUGGGGUGCCGUCCUCCAGGAGAUCCACAGGAUGAUGACAGACUCCAACUCCAACCUGCAGGACGCCCGCGACAGGAUGCCAUCCCUGCUGAUGGGCCGCCGAGGCAGCAGAGACGAUCUGUUUUCAGACUCUGAGGGGAACUGGAAGCCUAACACACCUCUGCUCGCUCUUUUUAAGAAGAAGGUACCUGCAGAGAUCAGGCGACCUUCAUCCUCCCGCAGAACCAGCAUCAUCAAUGUGAACUUUAACGUGGAAAGAGCCGAAGUAGAAGUGGAGAGCAAGGCGGCUGCAGAGCCAGAGGUGGGAAAAGUCAGGAGAUCACGGAGAAAAAAGAGGAGUAAAAAAGAUUUGUCUUCAUCUCUGCUGGAUUACAGCAACGAAGACAACCAUCUGCAGCAUCUUUCUGAUGCUGCAACCCGUGAACCUUUUCACCUCGAGGGUGACAUGACAGGACAUGGAGCAAAUCAGAUUGAACAAGAGCUCACCCUAAAACUACAUCAGCUAGCAGGCCGCGUUUCUGAGUACUCCACCGGAGGAGAAGAAGAAGUGAGAGAUGCUAGUAAUGAUGGACAGAGGGAGGAAAAGAAACAGGGGAGCGAGGACAGAGAUGAAAAAGAUGAGAGGCUGUGGAGGAUGGAGAUCGACUUGGAUGAAGAAAGAACAGAGGAAGAGGAAGACCUAGAUGAUAAAGAGAUGAAAUACAGAUUAUUCAGACUCAUCGCACAGUCCACACUCACAUACUACUCAUCUACUGAUGAUGAGGUAGACAAAGUUGGACAUUGUAAAGACGAAUGGGAAGGAGAUUGGGAUGAGGAUAUGCAUGAGGAAAAGGUGAAAAAGACAGACAGUCUUAGUUCUAAACUCUGUCAGCUGGAAAAAGAAGUCAGGGCCAACCAGUUCUCCUCCACAGAGGAUGAGCUGGACAGAUUUGGCGUCAUGGAUGAAGAGAAGAAAACAGGCGAGGAGGAGGAGCUGGCAGUGAAAGUGUGUCGAUUAGCUAACCAAGCCAACGCCACCCAGUUUUCAUCCACAGAGGAUGAGUUGGACCAAGCAGGCAUAGGUGAAGAGGGGAUGGAAGCGAUAGACGAAGAGAAGCUGUGGAAACUGGAGGCAGAAAAAGACGUCCAUGCCGCUCAACUGCGUGAUUUAGCCAGUCUAGUUAGUGCUUCUCAGUUUUCUUCCACUGAGGAUGAGCUGGAUAGAGUUGGAGAGAAUGAGGUGGAGGUGGAGCAGGAAGGAAACAAAGGAGGAAUUAAGAGGAUAGAAGCCGAAUCAUUUGUAGAUAUGGAUGUGACAAUGUUUGAUUUAAGGUAUGAAAUUGAGGAAAGAAAGACAGAGAGCAGUAAUGAAAAAGUUGAAGAUGUCCAACAAGAUCAAAGAGAGGUAGAGGAACAGAAAAAUUGCAUGGAGGAGAGAGUAUCAGAUGAGAAUGAAGGAAUGGUAAAGGGGCGUAAAUGUGAAAAAGUGGAAGUUAUGAAAGAGAACACGGCUAAGAGACAACCGAUGGAGUCAGAAACAGUGGUGCAAGCAGAGAAAAUGGAGGAGAUAUCAUUACAUGAGACAAAAGUCCGACAAGAGAAGUGGCAAGACAAAGCAGAAGGAGAAGAGAGACAGGAAAAGAUUAGUGAAAGCAAAGAGAGUCAGGAGACAGCAGCAGACAGCGAUGAGGAAGAUGCAGAACUUCACAGAAUAAUUAGCAGCAUGUUAAUGAUGACUUUGGACGACAUGCAGGUAGAGACAUCGAAGAAAGAAGCUGCGGAAAAUGGGAGCAUUAACAGAAAGCCAGAGGAAGUAGAGACAGAUGAGAAUGUAAAAAUUGGGUUCAAAAAUGGAUUUGAGGAAACGGCUGUCGAUGCACAAAGCACAAAUAAAUUAGAGGAGACAGAAAGUGCUAAAGGGGUCCAAAGUCAAGACGACAACUUGAUGCCAGAGUCGGCUGUGAGAGAAAGACCAGGGGAAAAUGUCUGUGAGCAAAUUCAAGAAGAUAUUUCCAGAAAAAAGGAGAGUGGAGAUGCCACAGGUAAAAAUGAAAAUGAGCAGGAAAAUGAUGAAGAUGCACAAGAAAAAAGACAUUUAGCAAUCAAAGAGGCACUUAAGGAUCAUGACGAACAAGAGUACAGCAAAGUCACAACUGAGUGGAAUAUUAUAGUGACGCAAGAAGAUACUGCAGAGGUAGCUUUUGAAAAUAAGGAAAUGGAUAUAAGACUGGAGGAAAUCAAGGAAGAAAAUGCAGACAACAUGGAAAAGAGCAGCAUGUCUUCUCCACUGGAGGGCUUACUGUCACCUCAGGAGAUUCAAAACGGUAGGGACAUGGAGCUUUACAAAACAAUAGAGAUUAUCUCAACUCUGAUGGAGCAGCGGUACACGGCGGUGUCUCUGCGCAGCAUUACCACUGAGGUCCUGAAAGUGUUGAAUGCCACUGAGGAGCUGCUGCUGCAAGGGGGGGAGGGAGGAGACGGCCCCCGACUCUCUAGCACCUUGCUGCCCCCCAACACAGACCCCAAGAAACUGGAUCAACAGUUCUCCAGACUGGAGGAGAAUGUGUAUGUGGCAGCUGGAGAGGUGUACAGUCUGGAGGCGGAGCUGAGUGACUUGGAGGAGUGUGCAAGGGGCAUCUGCAGCGGGACGUCCGACCUGGAGUUGUCCUUCCUGGAGGAGCAGAUAGCAUCUGCAGCUGCUAAGGUUCAACAGUCUGAGCUGCAGACUUCUGACAUCUCUGCCAGAAUUGCUGCUUUGAAGAGUGCAGGCCUCAAUGUGGACCCUCAACAGUCACGCUUCACUAAGACCAAGACUAUUCCAGUUAUGCCUGUCACUCUGGACUUAUCAAGACAGCUGAGGAGGCGAUUACCUGCACCACCAGUGAGAGAAGACAAAGAAGAAACCUAACUCAUCGACCCAGGACCUUUGCAGUGCCUCCAACACAGCAGUGCCUUGACCCUUUCAGUCUGCAGCCGAUCUUAAGUUCCGUAGCCUUAAUAUCAUUUUAAGACUAAACAGGCCUCAAAUAACACAGGCAUGUCACUGGAGGAAACUGAUGAUUCUUUUGUAAUUUUAGCAAAAUGUACAGUAGAUGAAACUCCUUAACAGUUCUGAAAUCGUAUAGGCAUUAAUCAUUCUUCUUAAGAAAAGGAACAGGUUAAACCCUCAGAUCAUUAGAAAAUCACAACUUUUGAACAUUUGAGUUUUAGAACUUUUUUUAGAUUUUCCAAAAGAUUUGAGAACUGGUGAAAUUAUUACAUUGUAUAAUAGCAUGUGCUCAAAAAAAUCCAAAUGUUUUAAUAAUACUUCUGAAAGACUUCAUUUUCACAACAUUAGUUGUUCAUUUUACUUGCUGAUGGAUAAAGCUAAACUGUGUACAGUGACUGAAAAAACACUAAUUAUAAGCCACUGAUUAAAACCUCAAACCUGGAAUUUUUACCAUUGUAUCAUCAAUAUACAGAUUACACAUGUGGCAACAAUCAUAGCAUGUUAGAAAAUUGUUGCAAGACUAUCAUGUCUAAAAUAUAGACCUGUGUUUUUUCCAUGGUUGUGGAUGUUUGCAAACUAAUCAGUCAUUAAUUUUCUGCCUUUAUUAUUAAGUUCAGAAAAUAAAGUAGAAAUGCAAAA
This is a messenger RNA of Etheostoma cragini (Arkansas darter), 5021 nucleotides long. RefSeq names its product rab effector MyRIP-like. The record is from RefSeq and is a predicted model, not a curated record. Gene Ontology annotation, biological process: intracellular protein transport. The transcript is spliced from 18 exons. Bases 219 to 4301 code for a protein of 1360 amino acids. Lineage: Eukaryota; Metazoa; Chordata; Actinopteri; Perciformes; Percidae. Gene Ontology annotation, molecular function: myosin binding; small GTPase binding; actin binding. Gene Ontology annotation, cellular component: cortical actin cytoskeleton.